Molecule: messenger RNA, 1941 nt
Organism: Symbiodinium sp. CCMP2456
Lineage: Eukaryota; Dinophyceae; Suessiales; Symbiodiniaceae
Source: the annotation of a GenBank genome assembly
AUGCCCCGCAAGAGCUGGGCGUGUGGUUGCUCGGUCCGUUCGUGCUCCUUCUUCGUAGAGCCUGAGGCAGAUUUCGACAGCCGCGCUAGGUCGCCUCCGAACACGGGGGUGAACGCCAUACCGCUCGGACGUCGACAUGACUCCGAGGAGGAGACCGAGGCCAGGGUCUGGAUCCUCCACAGCGAUGCUGCCAAAGUCAUCGGCAGAGGAGGGCGAGCCCUUCGGGAGAUCGAGAACAGGACUCGCACCAGAAUCAAAGUGUCCAGAGAAGAGGACAUGAAUCCGGAUACCAAGGAGCGGUCCGUUGACAUUCUUGGAUCUCGGCAUGGCCAGGACACGGCUGUGGACUACAUCCUGGACGUGGUGCUGUACUGCCGCCAAGACGGUGGCCGAGUUCUGAAGGACUCGCGAACGGCGCCCCUCCGCGAAGACGAGGGCACGAAGGGGAGCCAUCGCAUCCUGACGGUGCUGGCCGAGGAAGUUGGCAAAGUGCUCGGCAGGAAAGGCGAGACGGUCCGAAUCAUCGAGAAGGAGUCGGGGGCCAAAGUAGAGCUGGACAAGGCCCAAGGGAAGGUGGAGAUCUUCGGCAGCGCUGAGGAGCAGGAGAAGGCCGUGGAGCUCCUCUUGGCCGAAGUCCACUGGGCCCAGUCCGAGGAUGGCACGGUCCUGAAGGAUGAGCCCCGGCCAAAGCAGCGGAGCGGGGACGAACCGGAGCUCCCAGCUCCCGUCCAGCUGUGGGUGAAAGAUCGAGAAGCGGGAAGAGUCAUUGGACGCGGUGGCGAAACCGUGCGGGAGGUCAUGGAGAAGUCGGGCGCGGACAUCAAGGUCCAAAAGUCGGACGAGAUGGCGGCCGGAAGCAAAGAGAGGCUCAUCAAGAUCAUCGGCACCAAGGAUCAGCAGGAUGAGGCAGUGAGGCUGAUCCUGAAUGAAGUCUCUUGGGCGAAAGGCGGGGAGGGCGGCACCCUCCUGAAGGGUGUCGAGGCGGAGGCGAAGGCCAACUUGGACGCCGACACCAAGGCCGAAGGGGAGCAGGAGAAGGAGGAGAAAGAGAAAGAGAAGGAGGAGCUUAAGGAGAAGGAGAAGGUGGUCCCUGCCGUCAAGGUAAAGCCCCGUCGCUUCCGGGAGACGGCCAGAGAGCUGAACAGGCCGAAGAGCGGCCCUGCGAGAUGGGUGUGUGCAACGUGCGGUGGCGAUCACCGCACCAAGGAGUGCCCCCAUGCCACAGGAAUCCUUGGCGUGGGUGUGCAGCUCGGGAUGCAGAUGGGUUUGCAGGCCAUGGGGCUCCCGACCGGGCCAUCAUCUGGCGGGAUGGGCCCAGCCGGCUUCGGGAUGCCGCCGCAUCUGCCGCAUCCGCAUCCGGGGAUGCCCCACCCCAUGGGCAUGAUGGGUCCCCCAAUGGGUCCCCCAAUGGGCCCCCCGAUGGGCCCAGGGAUGCCGAUGGGAGGUCCGCCCGGCCUCCCUGGCAUGCCCGGCAUGCCGCUGCUACCAGGCAUGCGGCCACCGGGCUUCCGAGACCGGAGCGAGAGCUCCAGCCGACGUGCUUCUUCGUCCAGCUCUGAUGGGUCAGACAGCGAGAACGAGGAGGAGGAGGCGGCCGUUCGGGCAGGUUCUCCGGUGACCCGGGUUGCGCCAGCGCCGGAGCGGCCUCGGCGACGGGUGCGGAAGCGUAAGGCCCUGGCCGGUGCGGGGAACCUCCGCGGCGGAGGCGCGCACCCGCCAGCCUUGCCUGCGGCUCCGGCAGAAGGCCCUCCGAGCUUGAACGGCGGGCCGCCGCUGGAGCACCGGCGCCGGCGCCGAAGAAAGCGGCUGGAAGGCGAGCCGGACCUGCCAGCUCCGGAGCAGGAAGCUCCCGUCCGACGACGUCGAGUCGAGGGGCGCUCAGGAGAAGAGGUCCAACUGUAUCCUUCGGGAAAGAAAAAGAUCGUGAUGUCCGACCUGUGA